Molecule: messenger RNA, 6581 nt
Organism: Pocillopora meandrina
Lineage: Eukaryota; Metazoa; Cnidaria; Anthozoa; Scleractinia; Pocilloporidae
Source: the annotation of a GenBank genome assembly
CACAUAACUGACGUCACGCGGCCUCAAACCCACAGAAUUGUCUGUCUGUGAGGUCAUACGGAGUACGCAAAUUCUUAGGGCUGUGACGUCAUUAGGCGUAAAAAUUAUAGUCCGCCUCGCGAAUUUCUCGCUUGUUUCUUUGAGUUUGCCAAGGAAUCCAGCAAAAUGGCGUCCAACAAACGAGACCUUAAAAUUAUUUCGAUCGCUCAGCUUGUAAUGGCAGGUAUCCUCUUCGUUCUCGGAAUGGUAGACCAUUUUGAAGUUCGCUACAUGUAUGCCAGUCUCAUAUUGAUGCCAAUUUGGAUUGCUCUACUUGUAAGUAUAUAAUAUUUCUCAAAAGAGUGCAAAUGCAAAGUACUGUCUAGAUUUACAUUUUCUAGCAGAGGGUUUAGGUCAGCAAAACAUGCGAAGAUAUCGGAUCUUGCUGUUCUAAAUAACCAUCUGGUCGUUACGGUGUUCUAAUUUCGUUGUUUUGGGACAGGAUUUACUUCGAAGCUUAAAGUGAAAUCCUGUUCCAAUCCCUCAUACUACAAAUGUCGGGUGAAUGUUUACGUAGAAUUACAUUUUACUGGAUAAUCUGAAACCAUUAGGAUUCACAACCUUCCACCUGCAAAUAUCUCGUCCGUAAUUCUUUCGAUAAGAAUACAACCGCACUCUCAAAUUGGGUCAAAAUAUGUUGACAUUGGAAACGUAGAAUACAAAGUUUGCCCUUCAAAAAUGAAUCGGUCGUCUGUGACUUGGAAACAUUCAACUUUUGCUGUUUUUAUAUGUUGAGCGAUCAAAGUAGUUCGAAGAUUGAGAAAUAUAUCACAAUACUUCGAUAAAACAGUCCGCAUCAUUCUAAAGUUAUAUUAGGACUUCUCUCAGUUUUGCUGUAAAGUUAACAAAAUAAACAUUGCGUAGGAUGUUUUACACUAGCGGAAGUCGAUCAGAAAUGCUAAUGAUUGCACUGCCAGACGAAGGGAACUCGAUGAUUUGACCUCGAAUUUCUCUUUUAAAAACAACCUUAGCUUUUAUUUUUAGAGAGAAGUUUUCGGAAAAAUCUGUCGAUGAGAGUAUUUUUGAAUUCAAUGUAAGGCUCCCAUACGUCAAUUAGGUUGCGUGACAUAAGUCACGCUAGCUGAAGGCUUCUGUAAAAUGUCUUCUGUAAAAUCAAAUAAAGCCGGAAAAACAACAUUUUACAGAGAAUGCUUUUCUUCCACAAUAAAUUGAAGACAUCUAAAUAAAUUUACAAUGAAUGUACUUCUUCGUUUGUCUCUCUUCCUAAUUCUACUUCAUGCCUCCUCCUAUUUUAACAUUUACCGUAAUUUCGAUCAUUUACCCGCGCGGCAGAUUACCCGCCUCGGUCAAUUUUUGCAAUGGCGUGAAAAAAUUUUCAACAGAUAACCCGCACUUGUAAAAAUCUGUUCUAAAAAAAUGAUAUCUCGGAAUCUACUGAGUCGGGGAAAUCGCUUGAAACGGGAAAAUACUCUUUAUCUGAAGGCAGUGCUAGCCAAGAAAAUUCUACUAAUGCUUCGAAUAUUCUGUCGGGCAUUUAAUUAUGCUGCGCCGCGAAAUGAACGUGUCGGCACAUUUUCUGUGUGAAUUGCCCUCAAGUCAGCUUUUUGACAAUUAAAUUCUUUUAUUUUCAAGUUCACUUCCCGGGUAAGCGAGAAUUGUUUUUUGAACUUAACAAAGAAACAAGAUAAAACCUUUGUUAUCGAGUUUUGUAGAUACGUUUUCGAUUUGCAUCGGCUUUCAUCGAUAGCAUUUUAAAAGUCUCUUAUUAUAAUUAGCAAUCUGCGCGAAAUAAAUGAGUUAUCACACAGGUUUUUUGAACUGUAUCUAUAGUGGAUCUUAUCACGUCUGUUUUUUUUUCCUGCUUAAAAGUGAUGCUAUUGAAAUCAACUCCGAUAUUAAUCGUAUCGAUCCUAUGACUACUGAUCGAGGAGUUGAAUGUUUUUUUCAGGUCAUACCCAUCGGCAUCAUGGGAUUGGUUUUGACAGUGAACGGGUCCAGACCGUCCUCUGCUUUGGUGAGUAUUAAAAUAGCAUAAUACUAUUUAAAGUCGGUCUAUGUAGUUAGUGAGGUAUGUUUGACUGAUUUUUUUUGUUUUUGUUAGCUUGUUUGUUUGUUUUAUUAUUCUUUGCUUCUUCUCGACAAUUUUCCCACCUAGCGUGCCCUUUAGAGAAUAUUAUGGUGUUUGACCGAGAACGUUGUACCUCUAAAAUCUUAACAUUUAAAACACGAGUGAUUUUACGCCAUGAAAACCGGCUUAGCUUCCCCUGCCAUUCAUUAUUGCAGAUAAUCGGCCUGAGGUCUGUGAGCAUUGCAUGUGCCGCUCUAUCAGUACUAACCAUAUAUACCUAUGCGAUGGCACUGAACGACAUAUUGUUCUUCAAAUACUGGGAAGCACAAACUGGUAAUGACCAGAAAUUUAGAUGGUUUGCUGAUAAAGACGCAGAAAUCGAGUUCCGGAAAGAGGAAAAAACCAUGAUAGCUGUACAUGUCUUCAUUAUCAUAUGUUCCAUCCUCGAAAUUAUACUUGUCAUGGCAAGUGUCCAAACCGGCAAGGCCAUGGCUAAGGAGCCACAGGAUAUCCAGGUUUGUGAAAUUACUCCCUAUGCAGUUAAUAAAUUAGAUACAACAACGACAAAAGAACUUAUGAUCCGAAAGGACGACAUCCCAAACUUCAGUGAUACAUCCUGUUCUUUGUCAGCAUUUAUUUUAGAAGAAGAAUAUAAGGGAACAUUACCUACUCUUGAUGUAAAAGAUGUCAUCUUUAAAAAGAUCAUUCAAAUACUAGUGCAAUUUAUUUGUAUGCCAAAUGCGAAAUUUUUCAAUUCAGAAUUGUAUUACUCUGAGAGGAUUUUAGCGAUCAGUCAUUAUUUGUCUCCUAAGGGGACUUUGGGGACCGGAGGGUUUCUUAUUUUUUGUAAUGAUGUUCAUCUCACUCCCCCACUAAGGCUCUGGAGUACAUUUAUGAUCCCCAACCAUGCGACCGAAAAAAAUCAACCGAAAAGCCCUAGUUGGAAGUUACAAUAAACAAUAAACGUGUCUUAAUCUAUCAGCGACGACUGAGCCCCCCCCCUCCGUUCCCCCUCAAAACCAAGUAAUCCCUCCGAAAAACCUCCCACCCCUACCCAUAACUAACCCCCCCUACGUGAUGAGUAACGACUGUUACCUUAGGUAAAAUAUUUUUCAUUAUAUCUAAUCAGCAGGCAAGCGUUGCUUAUCGUCAAGUGGCAGUGGAUGAUGUCCCUUUGUUAUUCUCGAGUUCAGAUCAAGAGGCAGCUUAGAUGGUAUCCGUUCCAUACACUGCUGUACAGAGGGCGACCUGAUGUAAUCCAUUGCUUUUUUAACGCCAUGAUAGUAAAUUAAUUGUUAAAACCAAAAAACCGAGAAUGUUAUUAUUUAUAUUUUAAUAUUAGUUAGUUUUUAAUCUAAACUUAUCUUAAAUUUAUACACCUUCAAAAGGUUUAAUUUUUUUUUCCAUUUUUGCUAUUUUUUCAUUUUGCGUGGUGUACCUGUAAACUAUUUUUUAGCUAAGCAUACCGACCACGUUAAAUACAUUGAUUGAUUGAUUAAUCAAAGUAAUUUAUGUCUUUUCGGGGCCGAAAUGUUUGCUAGAUAUCUUAAGAUCAAAAUGUACCCGGAAGCUUGAAGAAAGCGUAAAAUAUAAUUAACGAGCAACCUCCACGAAUUUAGAAAUGUUGUCAUCGACUUGCAGCUUUAACGCCCCACCCUCCUUCCCAAUCCGCCUUCGUCAUUUCGGAUCUUUCUCUUUCUCUCUCUGUUACUACUAGUGUAGAAUCUUGGGAAUAUUAUAGCCUUUACACCCCCAUCAUCAGUAUAACAUUUUCUUGAUACUGUUCUCUUUACAUUUCCUAUGGUACGAACAAAAGGAAUUUGUUUUACAAUAAAGAGCCUCUUUCGUUUGGGAUCAUUUCCAUUAUUCUCGUUGCUUAACUUUUUAGUCAGGGGUGAAGCAGCGGGGAGAAAAUAGACAGAGAGACAAGUUAAUAACUAGUUUGACCCUCAAAUUGAGGGCUAAAAAAGUUGUCACAUAGUGCAAGAAAUAAUAAGAAAAAAAAGCCUUACAAAUCAUACUCGAUUUAGUUUAAAACUUUCUUUCCCGAGCCCAAGGGGGUAUUUCUAAAUGACCAUUUAAAUGAACCAGACAGUAGUCGACGAAAGUCAAAGUCGACCAUCUACCUAUUGGUAACGUUAGAGUAACUCCAACAGAGUAAAGAACUUAGGAACAUGGUUCUAUGUGAACACGAGUCUCACUACACAUAUUAACAACACAUGUAAUGCAGCAUUUUAUUUCUUAUAUAAUUUAAGGCGCAUCAGGAAAUAUCUUUUUAGAGAAACUGCGGAAAUAUCAGUUUCAUGCGUUAGUAAUAGGAAGAAUAGAUUAUUGUAAUCGCCUUCUUUUUGGAGUGCCUGACAUUCAUUUAAAUAACCUGCAAAGAGUUCAAAAUACAGCAGCCAGGUUAGUUUGCAUUGUUCCUAGAUUCUGUCAUAUAACACCAGUUUUACGUUCUUUGCACUGGUUGCCUGUUAAAUUGAGAAUUAAUUUCAAAAUUUUAGUCAUUACUUUUUUUAUAAGGCUAUGUUUGGCUUUGCUUUCAGACAAAUUAAAUGUCUACAAUCAGUGUAUAUGACAUCUGUCGAUCAAAUAUAGCCGGAAAGCCAACAUUUUACAGAGAUUACGUUUCUUCCACAAUAAAUUGAAGAUGUGAAUAAAUUUACCACGAAUCUACUGCUUCGUUUGUCUCUCUUCCUAAUCCUACUUCAAUGUCUCCUUCCACUUUACCAUUUAUUACUAAUUUACAAUUUUAUGACGAUCAUUCGAAAUGCGCUUUAUCAUUUCCGUGCUCAUGUCGAUUAAUCGAUGUCCUUCAGGGACUUGUCAGCUGGAAUAUAAAAAUAAGUACCUUCUCAAAUAGUAACCCUAUUGAAAUCAACACUAUUAUUAAUCGUUUACAUUUUAUAACUAGUGAUCGAGGGGUUGAAUAUUCUUCUAACUCAGCUUUUUAAGGUCAUACCCAUUGGCAUCAUGGGAUUGGUUUUAGUCAUGAAUCUACACCCUCCUCAGCUUUGGUGAGAAUUAAAAUAGCAUAAUACUCUUAAAUGUCGAUCCAGGUAAUAGGUGAUGUAUGUUUGACUGAUCUUUUUGUUUUUGUUUGUUUGUUUGUUUUUUUAUUUUUCUUUGCUUCUUCUCGACAACUUUCCCGCCGAGCGUGCCCUUUAAAGAAUAUUAUGGUGUUUGACCGAGAACGUUGUACCUCUAAAAUCUUAACGUUUUAAACACGUGUGAUUUUACGCCAUGAAAACUUAGCUUCCCGUGCCAUUCAUUAUUGCAGAUAAUCGGCCUGAGGUCUGUGAGCAUUGCAUGUGCUGCUGUAUCAGUUCUAACCACAUUUACCUAUGCGAUGGCACUCAAUAGCAUAUUAUUCAUCAAAUAUAUGGAGGCAAAAACUGAAUACCAGGAAUCUCCAUGGUUUGCUUAUAAAGACGUAGAAAUCGAGUUCCAGAAAGAGGAAAAAACCAUGAUAGCUGUACAUGUCUUCAUUAUCAUAUGUUCCAUCCUCGAAAUUAUACUUGCCAUGGCUAGUGUCCGGACCACCAAGGCCAUGGCUAAGGAGCCACAGGACACCCAGGUUUGUGAAGUUAUUCUCUAUACAGUUAAUAAAUUAGAUAUGACAACGAUAAAAGAACUUAUGAUCCGAAAGCACCACAUCAAAAACUUCAAUAAUGCAUCUUGUUCAUUUUCAGCCGGUAUUUAUUUAUUUAUUAGAAGGAGAAAAUAGGGUGACAUUACGUUCUCCCGACGUAAACGAUGUUAUCUUUGAAAAGAUGGUUCAAGUACUAGUGUAAUUUCUUUGUUUGGCAAACGAGAGGUUUUUCAGUUCAGAUUUGCGAUACGAUAGGAUUUUAGGGAUCGGUCAUUGUAUGUCACUUUACGGGACUUUGAGGACCGGAGGGAUUUGUUUGUUUGACAAUAAAAUUUACCUCAUCCCCCCAUCAAAAGGCUCUGGAGUAUUUUUGUGAUCCCCACCUCCCCUUAUUCGCGGUCAACUGUCCACAGACCUCCCCCCCCUUUAUACUCGGUUAACGACGAAUGGUCCACCCUCCAUUCCCCCUGAAAACCAUGUGACCCCCUGAAAAGACCUCCGACUACCCCCAGCGAUGAAUAAUGAAGUUGUUUGUCAACUAAGGGGACUUGGGGAAUCGGAAGGUUUUGUUUGUUUUACAAUAACAGUUACCUCAUUCCCCUCCAAGGCUCUGGAGUAUUUUUAUGAUUCCCCUCCCCCCCCUCAUUGGAGGUCAAUUUUCUACAGUUCCCCUUUAUACUCUAUUAGCGACGACGACUGUCCCCCUCCGUUUACCUCAAAUCCAAGUUAUCCCUCCGAAUUAAAAACCUCCCACCCCUGCCCCCCUCCACCCCCUCCACCCUUAGGUGAUGAAUGAUGACUAUUACCUUACGUAAAAUAUUUUUCAUUAUAUCUAAUCAGCAGGCAAGCGUUGCCUAUCAUCUGGUGGCAGAGGAAGAUCUCCCUUUGUUAUUCUCGAGUUCAGAUCAAGAGGCAGCUUAG